AUGAAGCUGCUUGGGUUCGCGCUGAUGGUGUUAGUCGAGCUGGUGCUAGGACAGGCGCCGUACCCGCCGAGGGGUUACCGACCGCCGGGGCCGCAGUUCGAGCUGCCCGUCAGGAAAGCCAACCCGAAUCCGCCCCAGCCCCAGCGCACGUACGGAUCGCCCCAAUUCGCGCUGCCGACCCUCGAGCCGGCCGACUUCCGUACCGGUCAGAGCGCGCAGGAGAAUCGCAACCAGCAAAGAGGUUUCCCGGCGAGGGAGUACGGCUUUCCCGACGAUACCGUCGCGAUACAAUCGGCCGGCGCGAUCGAGCCGAGCCGUCAGUACGGCGCGCCGAGCGCCCGCGUCCAGAAAAAUCGCGAAAGGCCCGAGACUUUCACAACAGGCGACGACGAGGACGUGGUCGGCGUCGGAAAUCAAAACUACCCCAAGCCGACGGUCGCGUCCCGAGCUGAGAAACCCGUCGCACCGCAGGAGGCGGAAGAAGGCGGCGAUUCCAGCGUGGCGAUCGCGAACGCCGUAGCUAACAGGGGUCAAUACUAUUUUCUGGGCCCCAGCGAAAUGUUUCAAAGGAUUAUGGUCGAGGAUAGAAGAGGCGGCGGCGGUCAGCCGUCGAGGCUGUUGCUGCAGAACAUCGCUCAGCUUAUGAGUCCGUUGUACGGCUAUAACAAUCCAAUGCUGAUUACGCUAAUUUAAUUGUUAUUUUAUAUUAAGCAAAAAGAGUAAGAUGAAAUUGU
This is a messenger RNA of Photinus pyralis (common eastern firefly), 734 nucleotides long. RefSeq lists its product as uncharacterized. The coding region runs from base 1 to 693 and encodes 230 amino acids. NCBI's taxonomy places the organism in Eukaryota, Metazoa, Arthropoda, Insecta, Coleoptera, Lampyridae. The transcript is spliced from 2 exons. The record is from RefSeq and is a predicted model, not a curated record.